UAUGGAAACUGAAUGGUUUCGUAAUGGGGCUAAUGUGGAAGGUUCCACCCACAAACAUGUUGUUGAUCUGAUAAAAUCUGGAGGAGAUGUUUUGACAUUAACAGUUAUAUCAGUUCCAAGACAAGUUGCCGAACGUCUAGAACCGUCGGAUGAAUCGUCCGGACCUUCAACAGUUGAUUAUUCGGAUAAGCGGUCGUUGCCUAUAACUAUACCAGACUAUGAGACACUACGUGAUUCGGACAGUCGGUUUAUUGUGUAUCAUAUACACAUGGCAGGACGUCAUCUAUGUUCAAGGAGAUAUAGAGAAUUUUCUAACAUUCACAAUAUUCUAAAAAGAGAAUUCCCCGAUUUUCAAUUUCCAAAAUUUCCUGGCAAAUGGCCUUUUACAAUGUCUGAACAACAAUUGGAUGCUAGGCGGAGAGGUUUAGAACAAUAUUUAGAAAAAGUAUGCUCAGUUAGGGUAAUUGCGGAUAGUGAUGGCAUGCAGGAGUUCCUUGGAACACAGUCAGAAAAUGGAACGAGUGAUAAAAGCGAAGUUCAACUCAAGAUUUUAUUACCCGAUAAAAAUAUUGCAAGUAUAAUUAUAUCAAAAGAUGCCGACGCCAGAAAAGUUCAUUCAUUAGUAACGAAAAAGAUUGGUAUGAAAACCGAAAUCGCGAAACAUUUUGCACUUUUUGAAAUUGUUGACACCAAUUUCGAUCGUAAAAUUAUGGACCAGGAACAACCUCAUAGUAUCUACAUUCAAAACUAUAAUACUGCGGCUCCAUCUUGUAUUGCCCUUAAAAAAUGGCUUUUUAACAUUGAGUUAGAAAAGGAAAUACUAUAUGAAGACCAGCUGGCCCGUUCAUUUGUCUUUCACAACGUUACGGAGGAUAUUUCGAAGGGAAAUAUUAAAGUUAAACCAUCGAAAGUUUCCCAUAUAAAUGUUUUAAAGAAGGCCAAUAGAAUUGACAAAUACUUGCUCGAGGUGGCAUCGUUCGAUAACUACGGUGAAAUUGCAUUUCCUCACUGUUCGUGCGAUUCGAGAAAAGACGGUCACGUGGUUGCCAGAGUGUCGUUUACCGCUUUUAGAUUACAAGCCUGCAAAGAAGAUGGAACUGUAGAGAACCAAGUAAUUGAGUUCAGUUGGAAAGAUAUUUCAAGUUUUGAAUCAGAUUAUAACGGCAGUUCAUUUAACUUUGAAUACGAAAGACCUGGAAAGAAACCGAGAUUAGUUCGGAUAUUUACAAAUUUUCACACCUUUUUGGAAGAAUGUUUUAAGAAAGUCAAAUCAGAAAUAGGGGCCAAGGAGGUCAUCCAAGAAGACUGA
Molecule: messenger RNA, 1309 nt
Organism: Dimorphilus gyrociliatus
Lineage: Eukaryota; Metazoa; Annelida; Polychaeta; Dinophilidae
Source: the annotation of a GenBank genome assembly